AUGGGCGCCGAAGCUAAGGAGCAUCUGCUCCAAGACCUCGAGUCGGGGACUGCAUCACCCUCGCGCGCUCCCGUCUUCUGCCUACCACCUUUCACGCUACUUCGACGCAAGAAGCUUUUGGUCUUGCUCCUGCUCGUGCCUACCGUCUACUUCCUGCUCAUCUACAAUGGCAAUGCUCCUUCUCCAUUAGCGUCCAAAGCAGGUGCGCAUGUGCUCGAUACGCUCCAGCAAGCCGCACCGGCCAUCAACGAGCUAGCCGGCAAGCUGCCCAUUGUGGGACACACCGACGACGCGCACCUCGACAGCGAAGGACAUCUACACAAUGCUUUGCUCGAUACCAUGCACGUCGAAGGUACCGCCGAGCUCAGUAAGCUCAAGAACCAGCUUGAACAUGAUACCUCAACAAAGGCAUCGACUACAUCGAAGAAUGCUGAUCUGGCAGCCCAAGUCAGCGAGUUGACCAAGUUCGACGCCAAGGACGAAAGCGUGAUGCUUCUGCUGCUUGCGUUGCACAUCAAGGGAUAUCAAGUUGACGACGACUGGCAGCAAGUUUACUUUGAUCGUACACCGUUGCAGAAAGGCAUCCUGUCGCUGAACACGGGGCCGUCCAACAAGUUCACCCAGCUGCUCGCUCAGGUCGGGCUGCCUCGCCCCAAAGAAGCGGCCAACUCGACGGCGGUAUCUUCCUCGCAAUUCUCGAUCUUGGAGGAUGCACACCAGCUCUACAGCCUCUCGCGCCAGGACUGGGUGAGCAAGGUGCGUCCAUCGCUCGGGCUGACCGUCUUCAGCAAAAGCUACUGCCCUUAUUCGAAGAAGGCAAAGGCGCUCCUCCACUCGCUUAACGCCACGUUUACCGUGUAUGAAGUGGACCAACGGCCGGACGCUCACCAGCUGCAGCCGCUGCUGGCAAAGUUGACGGGCCACCGCACCUUCCCCACCAUCUUGGUCCGAGAUCGAUUGCUGGGUGGCAGCGAUGACCUGCAGGACCUUCAAUCGCUCCAUGCGCUCAAAAGCAUCCUCGAGUCGAUAGGCUCGCUAUGA
Kalmanozyma brasiliensis GHG001 is the source of this 1041-nucleotide messenger RNA. RefSeq names its product Glutaredoxin. The coding region runs from base 1 to 1041 and encodes 346 amino acids. Gene Ontology annotation, molecular function: glutathione disulfide oxidoreductase activity. The transcript has a single exon. Gene Ontology annotation, cellular component: nucleus; cytoplasm. Gene Ontology annotation, biological process: cellular response to oxidative stress. Lineage: Eukaryota; Fungi; Basidiomycota; Ustilaginomycetes; Ustilaginales. The record is from RefSeq and is a predicted model, not a curated record.